UGCAAUGGAAAUAAAAAGAUUUAGGCAUUUCUUCAGCCGGUAGAUACUCAAUAACUUGAUGUUGCCAUUUUAUCUUGUAAGAUCCGAAUCAUAAUUACAAAAAAAAAAAAAAAGGAGAACGAAAAGACGUGAGAAAAUUUAAACAUAUUCUUUAAGUAUCAGCUCUCAAUCGUUGAAAAUACAAUUCCAAUUGCUAAAAGACUUUAUAAACGUUACAAAAUCUGUCUCAAUCUUUGGCACAAAAGAAAAGUACGAAAAGCAAAGGCCAGACCAGACUUCCCAUGAUCCAAUCCCAACUCAAGGUCUUUUCUUUGUCCCUUUUUCUUCCCUCUUCAAUACUUUGAACCUGGAUUUUUCAAACGCACGAUUUUUUCCGGUCUUUCUCAAACACCCAUUUCUUGUAGUAAACACGCAAUUUAUCUCAUCAAUUCUUUUCGAAGAUCCUAUCUUUUAUCUCACAAUUUGAUCAAACAAAUCCUUCCUUUCUUUUUUUCUUUUCUUGGGUGAAUAGAUUAAUAUCUUUUGUCGUUUGCUAUUGUCUUUUAAAGAAGGGUGAUUUGCUAAUCGUUGGUAGUUAAAUUCCCUAUCUUUCUUAAACAACCGACAGUUGCCUUUUAGUAUCAAAAUUAAACCAAACCAAAACUUGCUCAAUUUUUUUUUUUUCUCUUCAAGAUUCAACCAAGAAAAGGAAAACCAAAAUCGCCAUGAAAGAGGACCAACGCCCUCCUCUUCACCUUCAAAACCACCAAAGAAACAAGCUUUCCAUCACCAAACUCUUCACUCAUACCAGCGCCUACGUUAUCCUCGUCUUGCUCAGCUACACAUUGGGUUACGUUUCUCACUCCUAUCCUCCCCAACAACAACAACGACUACAACUACAGCUUUCCCAACUAACUCCUCCUCCUCCUUCAGUAUUCCAAUUCGCCAACUUACCCACCCAACUCGACAACUUUCGGGUCACCGCUCACUGCUCUAACUCUCCUCUCCCUCCCAACCUGGUCUUCCCAACGAUUCUUGACCGAGUCUUCAAUGGCUGCUCUCCUUACACCAAUUUCCCGCCACCUCACCUUCGCUCCUUCCUUAAGCAAAAAAGAAUCAAAGGCUGGGGAUCCUACGGUGCCGUUUUUGAACACUUGAUCAAACGAGUCAAACCCCGAGUUAUCAUCGAAGUAGGCACUUUUUUGGGUGCGUCGGCUCUGCACAUGGUCAACGUGACCCGUAAACUCAGCCUACAAACACAGAUACUCUGCCUCGACGACUUUCGUGGAUGGCCAGGCUUCAGAGACCGUUUCAAAGACAUUAAAAUGAUAAACGGCGACGUUCUGUUGCUUCAACAGUUUAUGCAAAACGUCGUUUAUUUCAACGCCACCGGGUCGGUUUUACCCGUUCCAUUCUCAAGAGGGUCGGGUCUUGAGAAGUUUUGUAAGUGGGGAAUAACCGCGGAUUUAAUUGAGAUCGAUGCGGGUCAUGAUUUCAUAUCCGCUUGGGGAGAUAUAAACCGGGCGUUUCGGAUCUUAAGACCCGGUGGGAUAAUUUUUGGGCACGAUUAUUUUACGGCGGCAGAUAACCGUGGUGUAAGAAGAGCAGUAAAUUUGUUUGCACAGAUGAAUAAUCUCAGGAUCCAAACAGAUGAUCAACAUUGGGUCAUUGAUACUGCUUUAGCAAAACAGAUUUGAUAGCAAAGAUAGGGUUUUUUUUUUUUUUUCCCUUAGAAGGGAAAUAAUUUUAUUAGGUUUAUCAACGGUAAAUUGUAAAAAAUUUUGUGAUGGAACUUUGGUUUCUUUGUUGAUUGUGUAAUAAUGGCAUUUUCCAUAGAGUUGAUAAUAGAAAUUUUAAACAAAGAUU
Durio zibethinus is the source of this 1845-nucleotide messenger RNA. RefSeq lists its product as uncharacterized. Lineage: Eukaryota; Viridiplantae; Streptophyta; Magnoliopsida; Malvales; Malvaceae. The record is from RefSeq and is a predicted model, not a curated record.